Molecule: messenger RNA, 530 nt
Organism: Sardina pilchardus (European sardine)
Lineage: Eukaryota; Metazoa; Chordata; Actinopteri; Clupeiformes; Clupeidae
Product: C-C motif chemokine 5-like
Exons: 3
Coding region: 73-333 (86 amino acids)
Biological process (GO): immune response
Cellular component (GO): extracellular region
Molecular function (GO): chemokine activity
Source: RefSeq, a predicted model, not a curated record
UCUUCAGCCUUCACACAGGGCAUCUCUUCUCUUCAGCUUCACUUCAUUGAAUCAUCUGCUGCAUCUGUCACCAUGAGGACCCUGGCUGCUCUUCUGGCUCUGGUGCUGGUCAUCUCAGUUAGUGCCCAGUAUGGACCAACUACCCAAAGCUGUUGUGAAAAGCACACACCUCAUGUGGUUCCUGCAGGCAAGGUGGUGUCUUACUUCAAAACCAGCAGCAACUGCUACCUGACUGCUAUUGUGCUUAACACAGUGGCAAAUAAGCAAAUAUGUGUGAAUCCUGACCUGACAUGGGUUCAGAGGAUCGUCACCAAGUUAGACUCCCGUCUGUGAAUGAAUCCUCAACAUCUACGGCCGUCUUGGGAGAAGUCCCACCUGGACUGUCCUGAUGAUAGUGAUACUUCAAUUUAAGCUACAUCAAUCUCAUGCUGUUCUAUUAGAAAAUCUGUGUUGUGUUGAAAAUUGUCUGGAAAUAUUUCAUUUGUUCCAUUACAAAUGUUGUUGCUGAGGUACUAUUUGUAAUAAAAUAU